GGAUUCGUGGCCAAGGUGUCACCCCGCCCCUAUUAGCCAAAUCAGUCAGUUUCACUGGCUACAUCACCUUGCUGUUCUGGCUGGCGAUCACGGCACGGAGACAUCACACCAUGGCCGCCCCAUACUGUAUGCUGGUGUGCACCCUCACCCUGUCACUUCUCCUCUUUGGACUUGUACUCUGCCAAGUCCCGACUACACCAAGCAUUGAUGCCAGAGACACAGAUCUGUUAGUGGACUUGGUGGAAGGAGAUAGCAGUACGGGGUUUGCUGUUCUUUGUAAUGUGUCAAUGGACGAUGAUAACGCCCUGCCGCUGGAGCUGCGAUGGACUUUCAAUAGAGAAGCGCUUCCACUGGAACGACAAGAGAUCGAGACCAUUUUCGAGAGCAAUCGUACUACUUACACCAAUAUUCUAGAUCUCAAUGUCCGUGGAACAUGGCUGGAAGCUGAUGCAGGAACGUAUGGCUGUACGGCACGAACCAACGACACCGACGAGAUACCUGCUGCUAUGACGUUCCAGCUGGUUGUCAAUAUACGACCUGAAGUAUUGACACUGGAGGAUGCGCAGGUUGGACUGCAAAAAACGGUCACACUGACUUGCACUACGCGUGCUACGCUACCUCUCAAUUUUACGUGGAGUCGAGGCGGCACCGUUCUGCAGACAACAGCUGAAGUGAACAACAACAAUAACAUAUUCACACUGACCAAUGUCAGUCGCACAGAUUCAGGCAACUAUACGUGCCGCGCUACCAACCGCUUCGGCAGUGCGAACAGCUCAGCCGUCGUCAAUGUAGUGAAUCAAGGGUUGCCUUUCUUUGCUAGGUCGUUUCGACUGACAGUUACCUCCAACAGCAGUCAAACACUGAUCCUGCAAUGGCCGACGGGUGUCUUUGAUGGCAACUCACCGAUAAUAGGCUUCGACACACAGUGCUUUGGAGUGGGAUUUCACCGUGACUUGCACACUUCCCGUCCAGCUCUAAUUCCACCAGAUCGACACCAGUUUGUCUUCCGUGAGCUUCACGCGGGUCGUUUGUACGCUUGCACGCUGACCGUCAUCAACGCACUGGGCUCCACUGUUAGUCAGCCGGCCUUUGCAACAGUCAUGCUGCAGUAUGUACCGGAUCCACCGACAUUAGUUCAAGCUUUUCCAGAGCACGGUGUUAGCGGCUUGCGGCUGAUUAUUUGGGUGCGGCUCGAACCGAACGAUGAUGUGCAGUAUUAUGAAUUGACGUACGAUUCAGUGCACGUAGACCAUCCGAUCGCUCCCGAAACUCUUCGAGUAGAGAACACGGGCAGUUCCGCCAUCCAAGUUCGCGUGCAGGGUCUGCGACGGCUGACUGAGUAUCGAUUCGCAGUCCGGGCCGUUAGCUCUCAUGGCGUGGCCAGUCAAGCUACAUCAACAACAGCCACCACAGAAGCAUUCCCGAUUAUCACUGACCCACCGCCGGAGACAAUGGCAGUGUCGCUGGGCACAGACAUCACUCUACCCUGCUCUAGUGAAGGGGACCCCGUCCCCGUCACCCUCUGGGACACGCCGUCCACGUCCGCCAGGACACUGGGGAUGGACCCAGAUGGCCGCCUGGUCCUGUCCAACAUCCAGCCAAGCGAUGCCGGUCUGUACACGUGCACGGUAGAGAAUGUGUGGGGUUCAGCCAGCAGCACAGCGGUGAUCACCGUCGCCGUAACACCCACAAUCGGCUCCAGCACGGCCGCUGUCGAAACCACCUCUAACCCAGCCAUCAGCAGCCAUAUCAAUAUCUAUGCAGGCACUGGAUUUUCAAUCGGCCCCAGCACUGCCGCUGUCGAAACCACCUCUAACCCAGUCAUCAGUAACCAUAUCAAUAUUUAUGCAGGCACUGGAUUUGCCGCCCUUUUCUUCCUAGUGUUCAUAGUUACAAUCUGUCAGUGCCUCAAACGAUCCAAGAGCCAACGCAACUUAAACGCCAUAAGGGACGCGAACAACAUGGCCGCCAUAGGCCUGCGAAACCCGAGUUUCAGCAACCCUUCCAGAGCCCUAGAUACACCGUCUGGACCGCCACGGAGGACAAGUUCAUCACGCCAGGUGGGAGCACAACAACGGACGUCGCAUCCGGCGCUCCAACAGGGGACUGAUGCCUCCCUCAAUGAGAGGCCAUUGUUUAGCACGGCACAUGCGUUACAUGGCCCCGAAUAUUUGCCCUACCGCACUACAUCACGGCCACCACCACCCCCAUACAGCAGUAUCAGCAGCAUUAGCAGUCUUAGCAUUGGCUCCAACAACCCCAAGCCAGUCAACCCACCUUCGUAUCAGUCAGUGAUCGAAGCCGAACAAAUGGUCUGAACGCCAGCGGAGUGGAUUUGUACAUCUCUCGAGUGACUGAGCUGUUUUUUGUAUGAGAGUGAGCGUGUUGCUUGUUGCUUGUUGUCUGACCCACAACGGCCAUGUAGAGCACACGAGAAGUCCAUGGAGCCUUCCACUUGGCAAACCUGCAAGAAAGCAGCACUCCCUGCAUGAACAAUGUUUCAGGAUAUCUCCCC
This is a messenger RNA of Sycon ciliatum, 2515 nucleotides long. Its product is annotated as cell adhesion molecule DSCAML1-like. Gene Ontology annotation, biological process: synapse organization; homophilic cell-cell adhesion. NCBI's taxonomy places the organism in Eukaryota, Metazoa, Porifera, Calcarea, Leucosolenida, Sycettidae. Gene Ontology annotation, cellular component: neuronal cell body; plasma membrane; axon. The record is from RefSeq and is a predicted model, not a curated record. Bases 111 to 2318 code for a protein of 735 amino acids. Gene Ontology annotation, molecular function: axon guidance receptor activity; protein binding. The transcript is spliced from 13 exons.